GGGUUACCGUGGUCUUAGGCUCUCAAUGGGGUGACGAAGGAAAAGGUAAAUUGGUUGACCUAUUGGCACAAGAAGCAGAUAUUUGCGCGCGUUGCGCUGGUGGAAAUAAUGCUGGACAUACAAUUGUUGCAAAUGGUAUCAAGUAUGAUUUUCAUUUGCUUCCAUCAGGAUUGAUUAAUCCGAAAUGUAUCUCCGUCAUUGGUUCGGGGGUAGUUGUUCAUGUUCCCUCAUUCUUUGAAGAAUUGGAAAAAUUGAAACUUAAAGGAUUGGACGUCUCCGGUCGAGUUUUUAUUUCUGAUCGCGCGCAUUUGGUUUUCGAUUUCCAUCAGAUUGUUGAUGGCUUAAAAGAAGUUGAAUUAGGUCGCUCAAGUAUCGGUACGACAAAGAAAGGUAUUGGUCCAACAUACUCAUCCAAGGCUUCGCGUUCUGGUCUUCGGGUUCACCAUUUGUCGAACAUUCAGGUUUUUGCAGAAAAGUUUCGUCAAUUGGUGGCUAACAAGAGGAAACGAUACGGAGAUUUUGAAUACGAUGUUGAAGCAGAAAUUCAACGUUAUAGAGAACUUUCUGUACGUCUUAAACCCUACGUUGUUGAUAGUGUUGUUUUUAUGCACAAAUGUAUAAAUUCACGUAAAAAAAUUCUCGUAGAAGGUGCCAACGCAUUAAUGCUUGAUCUUGACUUUGGCACUUAUCCAUUUGUAACGAGUUCAAACACUACUGUGGGUGGAGUCAGCACUGGAUUAGGUAUUCCUCCAUCCAAGAUUGAUAAGGUUGUGGGUGUUGUUAAAGCUUAUACAACCAGGGUAGGAGGGGGUCCAUUUCCUACCGAAUUGCUAAACGAAACCGGUGAAUACCUGCAGCGUGCUGGUGCGGAGUUCGGUGCGACUACUGGCCGAAAGCGCCGGUGCGGGUGGCUCGAUCUGGUAGUUCUAAAGUAUUCAACCAUGAUUAACGGAUAUACAAGUUUAAAUAUUACUAAACUUGAUGUAUUAGAUCAACUUUCUGAGUUGAAAGUAGCUACCGCAUACUUAUUGGAUGGAAAACCCUUAGAAAGUUUUCCAGCUGAUCUAGAAAUCCUUGAAAAGGUUGUCGUACAAUAUGAGACAUUACCGGGCUGGAAGAGUGAUAUUUCAAAAUGCCGUCGGUUUUCUGAUUUGCCGGAAAAUGCACAGAAAUACGUAAAAACGAUCGAAGAUUAUUUAAGGAUUCCUAUUGAGUGGAUUGGCGUCGGUGUAAAUCGGGAAGACAUGAUUGAUUUAAAAAAUAAAGCAUAA
Molecule: messenger RNA, 1271 nt
Organism: Acaulospora morrowiae
Lineage: Eukaryota; Fungi; Glomeromycota; Glomeromycetes; Diversisporales; Acaulosporaceae
Source: the annotation of a GenBank genome assembly